AUGUGUCCCGGACUGUGUGCUCGCUGUGUUAGCACACUGCUGCUGUCUCUGGCUCUCAUCUCCACCGCUGCCAGCGUCUUGCUCCUCUUCCCGAAUGGAGAGAGGGACACAUCAGCUGGCAAGCCCGGCUGCUGCCUGGAUUGUGGGGCAGCGGCUUCACGCACCGAGAAUUACCUGCAUAAUCCGUUACUGUGGACAAUUUGUGAAAGGCCCAAGAACGUUGUGCUGUGGCAUGUCACCUUAUUCUGCACUCUCAUGAUCAUCAGCUGUCUGCAAGUUCUCCUGUGCUCCAUACAGAUCUUCAAUGGAUGUCUUGGCUGUAUUUUUGGUCGAUGUUCGCACUAUGAUACAAAGUGA
Messenger RNA from Hemiscyllium ocellatum (epaulette shark), 357 nucleotides. RefSeq names its product transmembrane 4 L6 family member 5-like. Bases 1 to 357 code for a protein of 118 amino acids. The transcript has 2 exons. The record is from RefSeq and is a predicted model, not a curated record. Gene Ontology annotation, cellular component: membrane. NCBI's taxonomy places the organism in Eukaryota, Metazoa, Chordata, Chondrichthyes, Orectolobiformes, Hemiscylliidae.